AUGGCUUCUCACGAGGACACCUACAGCUUUAAGGUUCAUUUCCAACAAAGUUCCUGUGACUUCACAGACUCUGAAUUUGUAGCCACAGCCGAGGGUCAAAAUAAUACGACUGAGGAAGCAAGCAAGGGCUGGAGAAAGAGCGAUGGACAGCAAGAUGAAGACUCUUCGGCGACCUACGUGAAGGCGAUCGAGGGCAUCCUGGAAACAUCGACGCCAGAAGAGGAGGCCACUAGUACAACAUGGAGCACAGGGCAGCAUCCCAGCCCUGAAGGACCGGCCUGGGCUCUUUCCUUCUCUGCUUCUCCUCAAAUAAAGGAAACGUCAGCCCCAGAGGUCACAGCGGAGAAGAUCGGGAUCAGCGAUUUCUCUGACAGCAGAGCGAUGACAUAUCCCGAGGACAAACCCCGUGAGAAGCUACUCGGUGACCGAAGGGUAUUCCUUUUUGAAAAAGGCUCUCCAGCCCUACAAUUUCCAGAUAGACAUGACUAUCCUUCAGAAAACCAAAAGCACACAGAAAGGAGUGUGGUAACUGAGCGCGCUUCUUCAGGAAGUGGCUGGUCUGAUGUGGGUGACGUCUCCUCAUUCACAUUACCUCAGGAGGAGCCACUCCCAUCCUGCCUCUCCAGUAUUUCAACGCCUUCAUCCUUCACAAUUGACCAGGCCACGUACUGGCCUAAUUUGUACGGUGGUCCUUGGCAGAACCCUGGCAGCUCCUGGACCAGCAGCUCCACGCUUCCUUUAUAUCCGUCCUUGGGCAGCGGCAGCGGCAGCAGCUUCCACGCAGUGGCGAGCAGCCAGAGCCUCUGGAGGGAUUUUUCCUUCAGUUCUACAGUGCGCUCCCCAGACUGGUCCAGAGACCUGAAGGCGGCAGGGGAAGAUCAGUCUCCAAAUCCUCAUUCACUUUGUUUCUCCAGAAGUUCAGAAGCAAAGGUGAAGGAGUGGAGGCAGCGACUCCGAGAGGAGAUACCGUCAAGUCCUUGGGGAGAUUCUGUGUCUUAUUCCCGGCCAAAGAGCCAAUGGGAGCAGAGCCAGCAGGAGGGUUUCAUCGACACCCACUGUCACCUGGACAUGCUCUACUCCAAGCUGUCUUUCAAAGGAACCUUUGAAAAGUUCAGAAAAAUUUAUAGCCGUUCCUUCCCUAAGGAAUUUCACGGCUGCAUCUCUGAUUUCUGUGAUCCUCGCACACUAAGGGAUGGCCUAUGGGAGGAGCUGCUGAAAGAGGAUCUGAUCUGGGGGGCCUUCGGCUGUCACCCUCAUUUUGCACGUUACUACAAUGAGAAUCAAGAGAGAAGCAUUUUGCAAGCCCUACAGCACCCCAAGGCUGUAGCCUUUGGAGAAAUUGGCUUGGAUUACUCUUACAAGUGCACCACACCUGUCCCUCAGCAGCACAAGAUAUUUGAGAGACAGCUGCGGCUGGCUGUGUCUCUAAAGAAGCCCAUGGUGAUCCACUGCCGAGAAGCUGACAAAGAUCUGCUGAGCAUCAUGAAAAAAUUCGUGCCCCCUGAUUACAAGAUCCACAGGCAUUGCUUCACUGGCAAUUACUCAGUCAUCGAGCCCCUUCUGGAGUACUUCCCCAACAUGUCUGUGGGCUUCACAGCUGUCCUGACUUACUCUUCUGCCUGGGACGUACGGGAGGCUCUGAAGAAGAUCCCGCUGGAGAGAAUCAUCGUGGAGACAGAUGCUCCCUACUUCCUCCCUCGUGGUGUUCCCAAGAGCCUGUGCCAGUUUGCCCACCCAGGCCUGGCCCUGCAUACCAUUCGGGAGAUUGCCAAAAUCAAAGAUCAGCCAGUCUCCCACAUCUUGGCCACCUUACGCAAGAACACUACUCGCCUCUAUAAUAUUUAA
This is a messenger RNA of Camelus dromedarius (Arabian camel), 1845 nucleotides long. RefSeq names its product putative deoxyribonuclease TATDN2. Bases 1 to 1845 code for a protein of 614 amino acids. Gene Ontology annotation, molecular function: hydrolase activity, acting on ester bonds. The record is from RefSeq and is a predicted model, not a curated record. The transcript has a single exon. Lineage: Eukaryota; Metazoa; Chordata; Mammalia; Artiodactyla; Camelidae.